Cladocopium goreaui is the source of this 1693-nucleotide messenger RNA. Lineage: Eukaryota; Dinophyceae; Suessiales; Symbiodiniaceae. The record is from the annotation of a GenBank genome assembly.
AGAAGCUGGCUCCAUUUUGCACGUGGCAUUUUGCUCGACUUCAUCCCUUCUCAAGAUGCAUAAAGCGCUUCUGGGAGGUCCUGAGAUCUACAAGGAAGGUGCCGGCGAAGACAAAGGCGAACUCGCACGGCUGCAGGCCUUCAUUGGAGCCAUUGCCAUUGGCGACUUGGUGAAGUCAACCUUGGGACCGAAAGGCAUGGACAAGAUCCUGCAACCCGCUGGCGGGGGCGGUCCUACUUCAAAUGCCACGGUGACCAACGAUGGAGCGACGAUCCUGAAAUCUGUGUGGAUCGACAACCCUGCUGCCAGGAUUUUGGUCGACAUUUCCAAGACACAGGAUCAGGAGUGUGGUGAUGGCACGACCUCUGUGGUGGUGUUGGCUGCAGAGAUGCUGCGAAACGCGCAGACUCUCGUAGAGCAGAAAAUGCAUCCACAGGUCAUCAUUCGGGGCUACCGCUUUGCCUUGGCUGCUGCACGGGCGCAGCUCGAGGCUUUGGCCAUGGACAAUGGAAAGGAUCCAGCGAAGUUCCGAGAGGACUUGCUGCGUAUUGCACGAACCACCUUGAGCUCCAAAUUGUUGCAGCAUGAGAAAGACCACUUUGCGACGCUCGCGGUAGAUGCAGUGCUGCGGUUGGGUGGCAAGCCGAAUUUGGACUACAUCCAGGUGCUCAAGAAAGCUGGCGGUUCCUUGAAAGAUUCCUUCCUGGAGGAGGGCUUCAUCCUUGAAAAGAGGAUCGGUGUAGGUCACAAGAAGGUUUUGGAGGACUGCAAGGUUCUGGUGGCGAACUGCCAGAUGGACACGGACAAGAUCAAAAUCUAUGGAGCUCGCGUCAAGGUAGAUUCUUUGGAGGCCGUAGCAGAAAUCGAACAGGCUGAGAAGGACAAGAUGAAAAAGAAGAUCGAGAAGAUCGUGGAUCACAAGUGCAACGUCUUCAUCAACCGACAGCUGAUCUACAACUACCCAGAUCAGCUCCUCAAGGAAGCUGGCGUCAUGGCGAUUGAGCACUCCGACUUUGAUGGUAGCGAACGCCUUGCUGCAGUGUUGGGUGCUGACAUCGCGUCGACCUUCGAAAACCCUGAGAUGACGGUCCUUGGGAGCUGCAAACGCAUCGAAGAGAUCAUGAUCGGUGAAGACAAGGUCAUCAAGUUUUCUGGAUGCUCCAAGGGAGAAGCCUGUACCAUCGUGCUCCGGGGAAGCUCGCAGCAUGUCCUGGAUGAGGCCGAGCGAUCCUUGCAUGAUGCACUGGCAGUGCUGUACCAGACCGUCCAGGAAACCCGAGUUGUCUGGGGCGGAGGGUCCAUGGAGAUGGCCAUGGCCCAAGCAGUUCAGCAGAAGCUGACUGAGGUGGGCGGAAAGGAGAGUGUGGCCAUGGAGUCCUUUGGGAAGGCUCUCAUGCAAAUUCCAGUCAUUCUUGCUGACAAUGCGGGUUUGGACUCCGCUGAGCUGGUGGGGCAGCUGCGAGCAGCACAUGCCAAGGGACAGAACUCUUUUGGUUUGGAGUUCAACAAUGGCACGAUUGCUGACAUGUCGCAGUUGGGGAUCAUGGAGUCUUUCCGCAGCAAGAUGUCGCAACUUUGUUCAGCAGCAGAGGCGGCCGAGAUGAUCAUCCGAGUGGAUGACAUCAUCAAGAAUGCACCCCGUCAGCGAGAUGGCUGAAACGGCACAAAUGCUGCCGCCUGCACAGACCCAAAA